This is a messenger RNA of Colossoma macropomum (tambaqui), 695 nucleotides long. Its product is annotated as guanylyl cyclase-activating protein 2-like. Bases 13 to 591 code for a protein of 192 amino acids. Gene Ontology annotation, biological process: visual perception. Gene Ontology annotation, molecular function: calcium ion binding; calcium sensitive guanylate cyclase activator activity. Lineage: Eukaryota; Metazoa; Chordata; Actinopteri; Characiformes; Serrasalmidae. The record is from RefSeq and is a predicted model, not a curated record. The transcript has 4 exons. Gene Ontology annotation, cellular component: photoreceptor inner segment; cone photoreceptor outer segment.
GGUUAUAGAAUAAUGGGUCAAGCGCAAAGUGAGGAUGAUAGAGAAGUUGGCCUCUCUCAGAUUCAGGAGUUGUACAAGAAGUUUGCAAACGAGUGCCCCAGUGGAAAGCUUCAUCUACAUGAGUUCAAGAGGAUUUUUGGAAUCACAAGUGACUCAACAGAAGAGGAAUCUGCCUACAUGGAGAACUUGUUCAGAUCAUUUGAUGCUAAUAACGAUAACACCAUAGACUUCAUGGAAUACGUAGCUGCCCUGCACCUGGUUCUCCGUGGCAGGCUUGAGGACAAACUGAAGUGGUCUUUCAAAGUUUAUGACAGGGAUGGAAAUGGACGACUGGACAGACAGGAAGUAAAACAUGUAAUCAAGAUUAUCUACAAACUGCGGAAGCAUGACCAUCCUUCAGACACUGAAAAACUCACUCCAGAUGAGAUAUGUGAGAGGAUCUUUGAACGUAUUGAUCAAAACAACGACGGUCAAAUCUCACUACAGGAGUUUAUAGAAGGAGCUCAAAGGGACCAGUGGGUUAUGGAUCAACUCAGGCUUGACCUGCGGCCCACCGGUUGGUUUAUCAACCACCAGAAUAAAAAUUCAUGAGGCCUACCAAAAAAUCAGGAAUCGAACAUGCCAAUUCUGACUUGAAGGCAAAUCUGAUUUUGGAGGAUUCUUGGCAUUUGCAUCAUCUGAAGACUCAGCUGGAC